This is a messenger RNA of Cydia amplana, 1493 nucleotides long. It is a transcript of the gene byn, whose product is annotated as T-related protein-like. The transcript is spliced from 9 exons. The record is from RefSeq and is a predicted model, not a curated record. The coding region runs from base 103 to 1446 and encodes 447 amino acids. Gene Ontology annotation, cellular component: nucleus. NCBI's taxonomy places the organism in Eukaryota, Metazoa, Arthropoda, Insecta, Lepidoptera, Tortricidae. Gene Ontology annotation, molecular function: RNA polymerase II cis-regulatory region sequence-specific DNA binding; DNA-binding transcription factor activity, RNA polymerase II-specific. Gene Ontology annotation, biological process: heart morphogenesis; positive regulation of DNA-templated transcription; regulation of transcription by RNA polymerase II.
GUGUUCGGUGAAAAAUAAUUAAAACAAACCUUAUUAUUUGUCGGACUUUUUAUGUGUUUUUAAGUGGACGGGAUUGAGAAUUUAACUGGCGAAAGCAGCAACAUGGCUGCAUCCCACAUCCUAAGCGCCGUGGAGCCGACGGUCGGCGGCGGCAACGCGCGCGGCGGCCGCGAACGCGAGGUCUCCGUCGCUUUGGAUGACCGCGAGCUGUGGGUGCGCUUUCAGACGCUCACCAAUGAGAUGAUCGUUACGAAGAAUGGGCGCCGAAUGUUCCCCGUGGUCAAAGUGAGCGCGAGCGGCUUGGACCCGACGGCCAUGUACACGGUGCUGCUGGAGUUUGUGCAAGUCGAUUCACACCGCUGGAAAUACGUCAACGGGGAGUGGGUUCCAGGGGGCAAAGCGGAGGUUCCGCCAUCGAACGCCAUCUACAUCCACCCGGAGAGUCCCAACUUCGGAGCGCACUGGAUGAAGGAGCCCAUCUCUUUCGCCAAAGUCAAGCUCACUAACAAAACCAAUGGCAAUGGACAGAUCAUGCUGAACUCUCUUCACAAAUACGAACCAAGAGUCCAUCUCGUGAAAGUGGGCACGGAUCUCCGUCGCAUCAUGACCUACCCAUUCCCUGAGACCCAGUUCAUCGCGGUCACCGCGUACCAGAACGAGGAAGUGACGUCACUGAAGAUCAAGUAUAAUCCUUUUGCCAAAGCGUUCCUGGACGCUAAGGAGAGGCCUGAAGGUUAUUACCAGAGGGAUUUUGUGGGAACGCACUAUCCGCAACAAAGUUCGUCGCCGCACCAAUAUCCACAAUUUAGCGGAUGGUUCGUGGCAUCGCAGUCCUUGUAUGGCGGCAGUAACGCCGCUUCCCGAAGGCCUGCGCCAUAUCCACCCCGGCCGCCCUCCCGGCCACGGACGCUAUCACCGCCUUCAACCUACAGCAGCUCAGAGCGCACUACAUCAGCGAACACCGCCAGCUACACUUGGUCCGGCAGCGGCUACUGGCCGGCGCAGGGCUCUCCCCCUCCACCCCCUUCGUCACCGUACCGCACGCCCCCGUACCCUGCGCCGCUGGAGUACCAGCCCCCUGCCACACAACCACAACCGUUAUAUCCACUUCAAUACGAGACGCCAGCGCAGCACUCGCCCUAUUAUCAGCAUGCGUAUGCACCGUACGCACACCACCCCAUUGAAGAUAUUUCAUAUUGGCCUAACAGCUUAAACAGCUACGGCUACCAACCAUCUGAAUACGUCGGUGCCGGUGACGUAGCGUACAACUCCGAAAACAUGCCCUUCGGUCCCACGGGACCUCCUCUAGAAGCGGCCCCAGUCACAGAAGGCCGUGGUACGCCUCCGGGCCCUGAACACGGAGACAGGGAAUACAAGUAUAACACAGAAGAACGCCACUCACCUUGCGAGGAACCAACGUUGUCGCCACGUCCUUCUACUCAGUGAUCUAGUGAUUUUGGGACGAUUUAAGGUGUUACUUCAUUGGACGCUUU